CUAAUCUCUAUUUCCAUCUUCAUUCAUCUCUGUCUCACCUCUUUUUCUUCUCUUCAAACCAGAGGUUUCAAAAUUUCACAAAGAAAAUUAGGGUUUCACAUUUGCUUUUUUGUUUAUGUACUUAUAUACAUAUAUAUAUUUAUAUAAAUAUAUUUAUUUUAUCUAUUUGUAGAUUGGAGUUUUUUUUUCCAAGUCGCUGCAUUUUUUUUCGUUAAUCAGGUAUUCACAAUCGAUUGCAAAGUUUAUAGAGAUGAAUGUAAUAGCUCUUUAUUUCACUCUCGAAGUCUAUGAGAAUUGUAGAUUUUGAGGGUAUUUAUGGGUCAAAGUGAAGGAUUUUAGUAUUUAUUUUUGUCAAUUUCAUCUUGAAAAUGGCGUCGUCUUCGGGAUUGUCGUAUUGGUGUUUCAGAUGCAACAGGUUGGUUCGGGUUCGGAGCCGUGAAAGGAUUUCUUGUCCCCAUUGCGGUAGUGGUUUCGUGGAGGAAGUCGGUUCCCGCCAUCGAUCUAAUCGUCGUCGUCCCCCUCGAUCUUCGGCUGCUUCCGAAACCCAUUCAGAAUCUUCGAUUUCGGGUCGUAGUUCUGUUGAGAGGGCUAGGAGAAAUGCUGUUUAUAAUCCGAUUAUUCUACUCCGUGAUGAUGGUGGAGGAGAAGAUGGUGGCGGUGAAAGGGUUAACUACGAGCUGUAUUAUGAGGAAGGUGACGGUUCGGGUCUUCGUCCAUUGCCGGAGAGCACGUGGGAGUUUCUGAUGGGAUCUGGAUUCGACCGCCUUCUUGACCAUUUGGCUCAGCUGGAAGCUAAUGGUAUUGGGCUGUUUGAUCAAGCUUCAGCAUCGAAGGCUGCUAUUGAGUCACUGCCCACAAUCAGGAUUGGUAAAAAACAAAUUGUGACCGAAUCGCAUUGUGCAGUUUGCAAAGAACCGUUUGAGCUUGACUCAGAAGCUCGUGAAAUGCCCUGCAAACACCUUUAUCAUUCGGAUUGCAUUUUGCCUUGGCUUUCCUUGAGGAAUUCUUGCCCGGUUUGUCGACAUGAAUUGCCUGCAGAUGUUCAGGAUAAUGGCGGAGACUUGUCAGAAACAGAGCAGGGUUCAAAUGGACUGAUGAUAUGGAGAUUACCAGGUGGUGGGUUCGCAAUUGGCAGGUUUUCGGGCAGGGGAGAUGAGGAACGUGAGCUCCCUGUUGUUUACACGGAAAUGGAUGGUGGGUUCAAUCGUGGUGGCUCUUCCAAUGAUGGUGGUGCUCCCAGGAGUGUUGCAUGGGAAAGAAGCAGAGGAAGAGAGAGGAGCCGAGUGAGUCGUGCCUUUCGCAAUUUCUUCUCAAUGUUCAGAAGGUUAAGAUUUUCAUCCUCUCGUUUUAGUUUGGAAAUUGGAUUUAGGCGAAGCCGCUCCCAUUCUAGUCUUAAUAGGUUCUCAAGAAGGCGCAAUCGUCAUUAAGGUAUGGAAAGUAACAGAGCUACAAGAUGGUGAUUCUUGUAUAUAGUUGAUUUAAUGAUAGUGCCAAUCAUCUUGAUGAGGAAGGGAACCUAUAUUGUUUGUUUAAUGUAUAUAACAAUCCAUUGGAAAGAAAUAUUUGAAAACUUCUCCAAUUGUAAAUUCUGUUCCUAGAUAAGUACUUGGUAUUUGUCAUGGGGAAGGAGGAGUAAGAUCAUACAUGAAGAGGGUGGCCUUUGCAUAUUAUGGAGGUACCGACCAUCACUUGCACCACUGUGUCUGCAUCGAUGCUUGAGUUUAAAGGUUACAUCAAUGAACUUGUUGGAAUAAUAAAUUCUUGCCUUUUCUCUUUUGUGCAACUCGUUUAUUGCAGCUGAAUAUAGCAAUAUUUUCGAUUGUUCAUUCCGUUUGA
This is a messenger RNA of Cornus florida, 1836 nucleotides long. Its product is annotated as E3 ubiquitin-protein ligase RDUF2-like. Lineage: Eukaryota; Viridiplantae; Streptophyta; Magnoliopsida; Cornales; Cornaceae. The coding region runs from base 369 to 1427 and encodes 352 amino acids. The record is from RefSeq and is a predicted model, not a curated record. Gene Ontology annotation, molecular function: ubiquitin protein ligase activity. Gene Ontology annotation, cellular component: cytoplasm. The transcript has a single exon. Gene Ontology annotation, biological process: protein ubiquitination.